CUCAAGAAUUUGCUUUUUUAUGGAUAAACACCUAGGUAGCUGUCGAAGACGUGUUUGGAGAACUAAAAAAAAAGUUUGGAGAACUAAGGUAAAACACAGACAAGAACAUAAGGCAUAGCUUGAUAGUCGAACAAAAGAAUGAAGGAUUAGUUGUACUCCUGGUCUGUCGAGUGCGCUUCUAAAACGGAAUAGAAACCCUCUAAGCUCCUGCAUGAUUUCGUCAACGCUCUCUCACGUUGAUGGAAAACACGCGGUCACAGCCAUAACUGACAGCGCUGAAGCAUCCCCUGUAAGACAGCGAAGCAAGGACCACUUCUGUUGAUGCGAAGACUCCACUAGUUGACAGAGAUCACUUUCAGCGCCGUCACGUCCUUCUCGUCACGUCCGUCAGAUCACCAAGAUGUCGGAGGCAACAGAAAAAAAAGCUGAGGCUGCUCAGCAAAAGGACUUCCUUCUUGGGUUUGAGUGCACGUUUAUUGUUAAGGCCUAUACGAUAACUCACCUCCUCCCCAGCUUAUCUUCUUCAACACGGAUCGCGUAAGUAUAAGUAGAACUAUUGUUCAUCGAUCUUUCUUUAACGAAAAGGAGAAAACGUCGCACUCAAGUGCAUUAUAAAUAUAUAAAUAUGAAUAUUAUAAUGACAAUGAGCCAACAAGUUUUGUUUCUUGUGGUUCUGGUUAGGUCUGUGCUCCACCAAUGAUUAUAUGUAUAAAUGAACCAAUGACUAGUAGUACUGUACGCUGUCUAAUAUCAACUACCGGUGGUUCAUGCGAUUCAUGGAUGGCCUGGGUGCACUUUUUCCGAUUAUUAGCAUCAACUGCACCGAAGAGGGAUGGAAGUCGGAGUUCAUCAACGAACGACAAACGGUGUUGUGCGAUUUUGCUCUACUUAUGGGUGUAGGUAGUGCAUCCUCAGUCAUCGUCAUUCUUGGCUAGUUUUCUACUUUGAAAAGCAAAAGGCGUCAAGGAUGCAUCAGCAAAGUCAUCUGAAAGAAGCAGACAAAAAGAGGGUUUAGGGUUCACCCAGAUGAUGAUCGCUGGGAUGCAUAUCCUACACCUCUAAUCUACGCAAAGAAUAUUUCGAAUAUUACAUGUGCGCGAAGCCUCUCAGUCUCACUUUCCAACCUCAAAUGGUCUACAAGGCACUCAGGUACAAUGCAUUUCGACGUCGUGUGGUACAGUUAGGUAGCACAGUGAGCUUCUAUAUUGUCUACUCUACGGUGGUUGAGAGUUACCACAUCGAUCAGGAGCACACAUAUGACAAAUAGAUGAGCAGGCAUUUUUUAUUUCGAAGGAACGAAGAGACUUCUAUCAAUCUACUUUAUUUAAUGAGGUACGAUUCUUGUACGUAGUUCUAGUUCCUCUGAUUCUUUUGAUUACAAGUAAUCUCGUACUUCUUCAUGAUGUCUACUUGUCUGAACGUUCAUGAUUUACAUCAUAAUUAGGUGUUGCAGGAUCGAAGGAGAUGCGGAGGGUAAAGUUGAGGCCUUACGAUUGCACAUGCGUUACAAUCCGACUCAAAGUUCUGGAAUAUCUUUCCGUGUAGACGCUGGGUUGCCUACAGAAACGGCAACGGAAUUCUGGAUUUAUGGACACCAACAUUUUAGUUUGUUAAAAACAUAAGAAGAUGAGUGUCUUCUAAGAAAGAUUUUAAGACAACUACAAGAUUGCUAAAGCGCAAGUGAUUCUUAGUCAACCACCAGGAAAAAAUAGAAUCAGUGAAAGAGCCAAGACAGGUGCUUAUCGAGCAAUAAAAGCGCUUGAUUAUCUUUAUUGUAGUUUGUUCCAAAGUUUGACGUUAAUCUGAUAGACCCCUUUCAUAGCAUUCCACAAGCCGACGAUAUUCCGGAGACGGGGGUCGUGCCACACAUGGGCCCUAUGGAUCGUGUGCAGUUCACCUCCAAAGAGUUUCUGCGCAUUAUGGGAGAUUUUAAAGCGAACGGCUUUGACGACACAAUGCAGUUGGAAAUUCGUGGAAAUGAUGGGGCUGUUUGUUUCAAAGGCAGAGGCGAGCACUCGACAGCACAUAUAGCGGUAGUUCUAAUGUUUUGAGAAACAGCGCUAUUAGCUUUGAGGCGGCUGCGCGACAUGUCCAUGCCGAGCCUGCUGGCGACACUGUGCGCCACGCGGCCGCACGCUGGACCGGUGGACUCGGCGGCGCUUGGCCCUGCGGAGUUCGGGGACAGCACUGCGCGAGAACUCAGGGGCGCCGGGCCUGCUCCGGGCCGCGUGCGGGGGAAUACGUGCCCAGGCUAGGCCGAUGACGGCACUCGGCCGACCGCGAUGCAGGGGCAAAACCCUCCCGCAGAGGAGUGCACUAGGCUGGCCAAUGGCGCCUCACCAUAGCAGCACCUGGGAAGGACCGGCUGGCGACUCUACCGGAUGGCGCCCAGAACGUUCCCCCGAGUGCCUUUUUGGGCGGGCUCUCCGGCAGGGCGUGCCCCAUCGAGCGGACCGGCGGCGGAGGGGCUUCCCCCUCUGGGAUGUUUGUGGCGGGGUGUCCAAUUCUGCAGGACGUCGAGAAGGUGGCGGCAGGGGCCACCCGGGGCGAAGUGGCUGGCGCGCGGUUACGUUUUCAAGCAACAUAGCUCCUGGCUGGGUCUCCAAGUUUUGCGAUUAAACUAGCGCAACGGAGGGGCCUUCCUCUACAUCGCCCAAAGCAAGGCGAUGGAAAAGUUGGAGGCGGGCGACGCCAAAGAAGUAGAGGAUGCCGGGGGAGACUACCAGAAGCAAACGGACCAAGCCGCGCAAGGCUGAGGGCCGGGGGUUGUUACGAAGUUCGUCCUCCUUUUUCGUUAGCCUUUCGGCGGGGGUCGCGGGAACACUCUCAGCCUUAUCGCUUUGCGCUGUCGUUUCGCCUUGCCGUUCCUUGGUGUCGUUCCCUCGUGUCGUCCUAUCUGUCCUACAGUUUCGUCGCGUCGUCUCUUCCCUUUUGGUCUCGCUUGGGCGCGCUUGUCUUUGUCUACUCAAGAGCGACGAAGGGAGAGCUGUCGCCGCUGUCGUCGGUGUCGUCGAGGAUGGUCGCUACCGUAGCCCCGCACUUUGUUGCUAAUCAAAGCGCCUGCUCCGAGUCCGACGCGUGUCAUUCAUGGGGCUGCAUCGGCGCGCCUGGUUCUGUUUCUUUUCCAUUUUACCCAAAUCCAUUUAGAGACUUUUCGCCACGCUCGCGCUUCGCUUCAAAAACUAACGAAAUGGCGCCCCACAUCGUCGCCGACGCUGCCCUCUGGUGGGAGUCUGGACCCGUUUCGGAGACGAAUGCGCAGGGUAAGACGAUGAAGAGAAAGAAAAGGGCGGGAAGAUGUUGGAGAAGAUGACGGCGACAGAUCCAGCCCCGUGCUGUUCCGAACUAUGGCGCACGGGCGUCCUUUCUUGGCUGACGAAGCUCCACCAGUGCACUGGUCUACUCUUCAAGCUUCUGGGGUCAGAUACUUCACGAAUGCCAUGCAGACACUACACGAGUACGGUGGUGAGCCUGAUCGGCUUUGAGCCAUGGCUGUAGAUGCGUCUUGUUUCUGUGAGUGCACGCGUGUAACGUGCUAACUAUGCGACCAAGCUCCUCAACCGCUGCGCACUGUUGGUUCUACCCAAACGCCAAGACAGAAGUGACGCAUCUGCUUGGUCUUACUCGUUCUCCGCUCGCGUGGUAGUUCUGCUUUCAAAGGGGUUCCUUCGUUGCGUGGGGCGAGCGCUUCGCAGCCGACCGGAUCCGGAUGGUGGCUCGCGUCCCCGACGCGGUGCAGCCGCCAGCGAGCCGGACCGCCUUCGGCUUGGGACAUUUCGAGCGUUUGGCAAAACGUGGGAAGGGUGUCGCUUUCUCGUUAGGUCUGCCGCAGGGUAUGGGCCUUGGCGUUGGCCCGUUUUUUUUGGCACUCUGUCGAGGGGGACAGGCUCCCCCCCCCGGCAACAUGAGGAGCGCCGCGCAGCGUCACAGACUGAUCUUCGUGUGUGUGUGCUUGUCGCAUCAAGUUGCUUGGCGAAGGCUUUGGCCCUCCGCUGUGGCGUGUCUGUGAGUCCGCACCGGUCACCCCCGGACUCGAGCCCUCGGCGGUCAUCUCCUUAGCCGAACCGCUAGACCAGUGCACCGAAGUGACGCGCCUCGCGGUGCUCUGUCUGAGGUGUCACAGGGAGAGAGCUGCGUAGGACCAACCAGCAGCUGCGGGGCGCCGCUCGGGGUGGGUUUGUUCUGAUUCGUGGAGGACUCUGCUCCAGGUUGGCUUUGCGUAUGGGGUCGUGUGCGGGGACGCAUGUGAUGAGGGCGCAUGGUGACGCGCCUGCAGUGUGUGGUAGGUACUCGCUGGCUCAGCAUGGAGCCCUGGGGGCACACUCGAAAGGGCUCGUCGGUGUUGCUCUUGAGGUUCUCGGGGUUUCGCGCUCUUUGGUAGUGCGUCGUUUGUGUGAGCGUGGGCGCCUGUCUUCGUCGUGGAAGUAGCAGCUCUUUUCUUUCUGCGUGUCAUCCUUCUAUGAUAAUCCAGGUUCAGCAUGACGUUUCUGGAAAACCAAACCAGCGAGUAUAUUGCAAGCAUGUUCCUACGGAGUCCGAAGCGAUUCUUGGCAGUAUCGAUCUCCUCCAGAGAAUAUCAAAAUCCGGAAAGAUUGCGCCUUUUUGGGACAUGUUUAUCAAGGAAAAAAAGCCUAUGAUUGUACUUUUGAGUUUGAGCAUUAUAAUAAGUUGUAUAUUAAUUUGCUUGUGCUGUGUACUAAGUAGAUCAAGCAUCUAGAACAUUGCUGUUACCAGUCAGUUGCUGCUAACAAUGUUGCAUACAAAAAGUUUUAACGAUAGGAUGAAGGAAUGGACAUCAUGAGUGCGGCGAAUUAUGGGAAACCAAGAAAUUGUCCUGGUGAUCUAUUCACGUCAAUGUCAGUACACUGUUGUUGCUCGUCCUGUCUCGAAGAAUAUUAGUACUUAAUAGUAUUUAUUACAUUCUUGGUCUGCCUCUACUGAACCUGGAGCAUGUCAAUGUGAUGCCAGACUAUCUUUCCCCAAACUACUACUACUCAGCCUCUGAAGCAUCUCAAAGAUGUGCAACUAUCUUUCCCCAAACUACUACUACUCAGCCUCUGAAGCAUCUCAAAGAUGUGCAACUAUCUUUCCCCAAACUACUGCUACUACUAUCCCCACCAGUUCCGCCUUUCCCCAAACUACUGCUACUACUACUAUCCCCACCAGUUCCGCUUACCGUUGUAUGCGGAUUCCGAAUUUGCGCAUUGCUUUUCGUCGCGAGGGAGAGACAGCUCUGCAUUACGCUUUUUCAUCUUUAAGGCUUCCUUUCAUGCUUAAUCAAAUAAACAAACCGGCGGCACACACCGAAGAUGACCACUAUGAUGUACUGUUAACGGUGACUUUCUUCAAGAUUGUAGGAUCACUUUCAAGAUUUAUUUAGGAUGACUUUUGAAUCCAUACAAUUUUUGUGUGCUCUAAUCUCUGUGGUUUCAACAAGAAGCGGAGUCCCCAACAUGGAUACGAUCACCUCAUAAACAAACGCGAACCAGAUUUCGUGGCGAAGCCAAGGCCUGAGACGAAACCAAGAGAUGUCACGAAGCCAGUGGAUCCAAAAUUAACAUUCGAUCUGACGGGACCUGUUGAAGGUAAUAGUAUUUCGAUCUUGAGAAAAAACGUUUUAAGUUAACAAUUGUACUUUCAAGAUGUGAACAAUACUCGUCGUGGUGGACUUCCCUUCCUAAAGUUUAAGUAGUAAGCUUUGCGGUUUUUCCCACGUUUUCUCCUCUUUUAAGUUGUAUGUUCCUCGAUCGACGUCAGCCUUUCCUUUUCCAUCCUUCUCAACAGAGGACCCCGAUUACGGCGUGCAGCUUGGCGAACUAACGUUUUGGUUACAGGGCAUGAAGGAAGAGCAAGACGUCAUUCAGCAGUUCGCGAAAAUGAGAGGUACUCCAUUGGCAAGACAGCGGCGUGAACGCGAGCUGCGAUUUGAGAGAGCAGCGGAGCUAAUCACAGCGCACGGCGGUCAUGCAGGUACAACUAUACAUUAUGACGUGUCCUUGAUGACUGAACAACUUCAACUCGAUUAUUGGUCAUAGGGAGCUAGUCAUAGAUAUACUGACUAUACAUUAUGACUUGUCCUGCAAUUAAUACAACUCCACGAUUGAUAGGGAACUAGAACAAGAAACAUGUAGCUUGUUUAUAACUACCUACUUCUCUGGAACUUGAAAAACUUCAAGUUGAUUUCAUGUACUAUUAUCUCCACCACUCACUCUCACUCUCACAGCCGAUCUCUUGCUGAACGGAAAAAGGCAGAGGCUUAAUUGAUGCGGCUUCUUGUAAGCUUCGAACUACCAGUGCAGGAAGAAGCCAUUUCCAUUCUAUUGCGGCUUACUCGUCACCUUUGAGUUUUGGUUUUGGACAACCCUUAUUCUACUUACUCUAUCGCCUUCUUAUAUCGCUUUGACACACGACUCUUGAAGAUCACCAGUUGAAUCAUGAAGGAUUAAAAUCAUGAAUCAUUUUGGGGAAACGCUAUCAGCGAACGCAUCCUCUCGAGUGGCAAAACGUUGUAAUUACACGCAACAGGCCAAUAAUGCUGUGAAAUAAACACGCACGACUAUGAACAAUCACCACACCUGUGAUGAAUUCUUGAUAAGAAUGAAAUAAUGUUGGCUCACCAUCAGAUUCGAAUGCG
Messenger RNA from Amoebophrya sp. A25, 6634 nucleotides. The record is from the annotation of a GenBank genome assembly. NCBI's taxonomy places the organism in Eukaryota, Dinophyceae, Syndiniales, Amoebophryaceae.